UACGAAGCAUAUUAUAAGAUAAAUAGAAAAGAAAAUUAUUGUGAAAAAUAGUAAGAAUAGCUGAUGCAUACGUGCGUAUGUAUGUUUGUCUAAUCAUGUGAUAUUUGAAAUUUGAUGACAAACACCACACCCGACACGCCGUUAUAAAACUAACCGACUACAAAAGUAUGAAAUCCAGAAGAAAGUUGUACACCCUCCAUUCCAUGAUCACUCACUGCCUUUAAUUUGUUUGAUGUUUUUCUCUCUGUCACUGCAAACCGUGAAGGUGUGGUUUUUGUGAUCGUGGUGGGUUCCUGUUCCUGAACUCAAAGAAGCAAAGCUGGUGACAGUGGCGUGUGUUGUACUGCGAAAAAGGGUUGCGGAAUCGUGUUCUUUAUUUGGCUUUCAAGAUAUCCCAACUCAUACACAAACUCUAACACCCUUUCACCCCACGUUGCAUCUUCAACUCUCGAGCUUGGGAAUUCUGUUUGUGUGCAUUCAUUCUGCAGAGAGAAAUGACAACGCUGUCAGAUAUUGGAGUUGCAGCCGCCAUAAACAUUUCAAGUGCAUUGCUUUUCUUUUUAGCAUUUGCUAUUUUGAGGCUUCAACCUUGGAACGAUCGAGUGUACUUCCCAAAAUGGUAUUUGAAGGGUUUAAGAACAGAUCCAGUUCAUGGAAGAGCGUUUGCGAGCAAGUUCAUCAAUUUAGACUGGAGGGCAUAUUGUGGAUUUUUCAAUUGGAUGCCAGAAGCACUUAGAAUGCCAGAACCUGAGCUUAUUGACCAUGCAGGAUUAGACUCUGUUGUUUACUUGCGGAUUUACUUGAUAGGGCUUAAAAUCUUUGUUCCUAUAGCGUUCCUGGCUUGGACUGUUCUGGUUCCUGUCAAUUGGACAAGUAGUGGUCUAGAAGGUGCCCAGAUUAAGAACAUAACUUCCAGUGACAUUGAUAAACUCUCCGUUUCAAAUGUCCAUAGUCGAUCUGAAAGGUUUUGGGGGCACAUAAUAAUGGCUUAUGCAUUUACCUUUUGGACUUGCUAUGUUUUGCUAAAGGACUAUGAAAAGGUUGCAUCAAUGAGACUUGGCUUUCUUGCAGCAGAAAGACGUCGUCCUGAUCAGUUUACGGUGCUUGUAAGAAAUAUUCCACCAGACCCCGAUGAAUCUGUGAGUGACCUUGUGGAGCACUUCUUUCUGGUCAAUCAUCCAGGUCACUAUCUGACUCACCAGGUUGUUUACGAUGCAAACAAACUUGCUAAGUUCGUGAAAAAGAAAAAGAAGUUGACGAAUUGGCUUGUCUAUUAUCAAAAUAAACUUGAAAGAACAUCAAAAAGACCUGAAAUUAAGACUGGUUUCCUUGGUCUUUGGGGAAAGAAAGUAGAUGCUAUUGAUUAUCACAUCACUGAAAUUGACAAGUUGUCAAAUGAAAUUGUUGUAGAGAGGGAAAAGGUCAUAAAUGAUCCGAAGUCUAUCAUGCCUGCUGCAUUUGUUUCAUUUAAAUCGCGAUGGGCUGCUGCUGUCUGUGCACAAACUCAGCAAUCCAGAAAUCCAACACUUUGGUUGACUGAAUGGGCUCCGGAGCCUCGAGAUGUAUAUUGGCGAAACUUGCCAAUUCCAUAUGUUUCUCUCACUGUCAGGAGGUUAAUCAUAGCUGUUGCAUUCUUUUUUCUCACUUUCUUUUUUAUGAUCCCCAUUGCAUUUGUUCAAACUCUUGCAAGUCUGGAUGGAAUCCAGAAAGCAGCACCAUGGCUGAAGCCACUUGUCAAAAUCCCUUUCAUUAAGUCAUUUAUUCAAGGUUUUCUACCCGGUAUUGUGUUGAAGCUGUUCCUUAUCUUCUUACCAACAAUAUUGAUGAUCAUGUCUAAAUUUGAAGGCUUUGAAUCUAUAUCAUCUCUGGAGAGAAGAUCAGCUUCUAGACACUAUCUUUUCAAUUUUGUGAAUAUAUUUCUUGGGAACAUACUUACUGGAACAGCAUUUCAACAGCUGAGCUCUUUCAUUCACCAACCAGCCAACCAAUAUCCUGUAACAAUAGGCACUGCUAUUCCUUUAAAAGCAAGUUUCUUCAUCACUUACAUAAUGGUUGACGGAUGGGCCAGUAUAGCUGCAGAAGUUUUGAUGUUGAAACCUCUAAUAUUUUAUCACUUGAAGAAUUUCUUCUUGGUCAAAACUGAAAAAGACAGGGAGGAGGCCAUGGAUCCAGGGAGUAUUGGUUUCAACACCGGAGAACCUCGUAUACAAUUGUACUUUUUGUUGGGUCUUGUAUAUGCUGCAGUGACACCUGCUGUUCUUCCUUUCAUCAUAGUUUUCUUUGGCCUGGCAUAUGUUGUGUUCCGUCAUCAGAUCAUUAAUGUAUAUAAUCAAGAGUAUGAAAGUGGUGCAGCAUUCUGGCCUGAUGUCCACUUCCGUAUUGUGUUGGCACUGAUAGUGUCACAGAUAGUUCUGAUGGGGCUCCUCACCACCAAAAAAGCUGCAUCAUCAACUCCAUUUCUCAUUGUGCUCCCAAUACUAACCAUAUGGUUCCAUAGGUACUGCAAAGGCCGCUUUGAACCCGCAUUUGUGAAAUUUCCCUUACAGGAAGCGAUGAUGAAAGAUACAUUAGAACGAGCAACAGAACCUAACCUGAACUUGAAAGGCUAUCUUCAGAAUGCCUAUGUUCAUCCUGUUUUUAAGGACAGCAUGGAUGUUGACGACGACGACGAAGAGAUCCUUAGUAUGGAUUUGGAAACUGAAAGUGCGACAGUGCGCACAAAACGCCAAUCUCGAAGGAACACCCCAUUGCCCAGCAAAAAUAAUGAUGCAUCAUCCCUCUCUGUCUGAUGGCAUUGGAAUCAUCCAGAGCCUUAAAGCAAAAUGAGAUCACUGUACACUUUACCUCAUUAUUUUCUAAAUAGAUUAGGAUGAUGUGGAAGUGCAAAUAUAGUAAGCUACAUCAGUUGACAAAGUUGAGGAAGUGCAGUGGCUCCUGCUGUGAAGGAAUUGUUUUGGAGUUUCUGACAGGCAGAUGAAAUCACUGUACUGAUGAGGCAUAGUUUUUGUAAUGCUCAUGAUUUUGUUGAAUGCUAGUGAAUUUGCUUCCAUAGUGGAUGAAUAGAUUUUGUCUUUUACA
Messenger RNA from Cajanus cajan (pigeon pea), 3078 nucleotides. Its product is annotated as hyperosmolality-gated Ca2+ permeable channel 1.2. Gene Ontology annotation, cellular component: plasma membrane. Gene Ontology annotation, molecular function: calcium-activated cation channel activity. The record is from RefSeq and is a predicted model, not a curated record. NCBI's taxonomy places the organism in Eukaryota, Viridiplantae, Streptophyta, Magnoliopsida, Fabales, Fabaceae.